AUGACACCAGACGGGGCAGUGAAUGUGCUAGUCACACGGGAUGCAGUGUCACCUCCGAGGACACUGACAACUGUCACCAGUAAGUCGCCACUUCAUGUUGUAAAGACAGUGCCACCUGAGACAGUGCCUGCUGAAGAAACACUACCAACUAAAGAGACAGUCCUUGCUGGGGAGACAGUGCCAGGUGAAGAGACAGUGCCAGGUGAAGAGACAGUGCCAGCUGGAGAGACAGUGCCAGCUGUAGAGACAGUGCCAGCUGGGAAGACAGUGCCAGGUGAAGAGACAGUGCCAGCUGGAGAGACAGUACCAGGUGAAGAGACAGUGCCAGCUGGAGAGACAAUGCCAGGUGAAGAGACAGUGCCAGGUGGAGAGACAGUGCCAGCUGGGAAGAGUGAAGAGACAGUGGCGGUGAAGACAACGCCGAAGAAGAAGAAGAAGAAGAACAAGAAGGGCAGGAAAGACAAAACCAAUGAACAAACACACACACAGACAGACAGACAAGAAGGGAAACACACACCCACGCACACACACAAGAAAAACGAGGAGGAAGAAGAGAAGACUGAGGGCACUACAUCAACAGACACUGAGACAAACACACAGACGCACACCCCUAGAAGACCUAUAGAAGAGACAGUGCCAGGAAGUAUCAAUGUAGAGGAGAUACAGUUGUUAGAAGAGAUGGAGGAAAAUUCUUCCGUCUUCAGAUUUGACAACCUUGAGGAGGAACUCAGAGUGUUAAGUGAUGAUCUGAGGGUCCAGAAGAUAGUGUUGAAGAGAUUCUUCAGUGGGGAAGACGAGGACUUGAGGAGAAGUGAAAAGGAGCCAAGGAAGGAGGAGAUGGAGGACGUGGAGAUCACUAUAGAAGGAGAUGAAGAAGAAGAGGAGAAAAACAUUAAAUACGUCAAGGAAGAAGAGGAAGUAGAAGCAAGAAAAGAAGAACAGGAAGAGGAGAAAGAGAGCAGCUACGUGAAGAAGGAUAGAGAACAAGAAGAACAAGAGGAAGAGGAGAAGAAAGACACAAAACAGCACGCACAAAAAACGAACGAAGAAAGAGAAAAAGAAGGAAAAGAGAAAGAAAAGAAGGAGGAAGAGGAAAAAGAAGAGAAGAAAGGGGAGACAGACACACAACACCAACAACACCAACAACAAACUAAAGAAGAACAAGAAAAAGAACAACGAAAUCGAGAAAAACAGAAAAUGAAAGAGAGGACCUACCUGAAGAAGGAAGGACCCAGGGAAGUCUUCAGCAUCCCCCUCACUCACCUGGAGGCGCUGGUGAGGUGCCUGGGGGCGGCUUGUGAUGGGGCGGCCUGGGGCAUGGCGUGGGCGGGGGGCGCGGAACCCCUGGGGCGGGCGGUACAAGAGGCGCUGGAUGCCCUAAAGCCACAGCAAUUUCGUUCGGCAGAGCAAAUAUUACCUGCUGUUCUGAAUUUGCAGGCGGCGCUGCAGCAGGGGGAAUGCCACGGGAAAAGGAGAAUACCUGUGGCUGUGGAUGAAUGCUUGCUGUACCUCUUGACUCGCCUCCACCACAGCCUGCUGGAAAACGCCCCUACACAGACUGGCUGGGGGACGCGGACCUCCGAGGUGAUGUCAGUGUUCAAGGGCGUUGAGGAGUGCCGCUUCGUGUGUGAAAGGAAGGGCGUGGCUGUCUCCCGCUCCAGGGGCCCCUUCCUCCUGUACGGGCUGACGGUGCCUUCCUCAGCAACUUCUGAUGAACAUUUGUGCCUGCAGCGCCUCCUUCAGCAGCGUUCCCAGGGGCCUCAGGUGAGAUGGAAGUGUCCCCUGUGCAACGCCUCCCACACCUGUCUCUGCAGUGUACACCUGGCGCGCCCCCCGAGGAUUCUCAUAAUAUACCUGUGCCCACAUCAAGAAAUAUGGCCGCCCUCCCCUCCCCCCAGCCCUGUCUCUCCCCCUCCAACCCCCAUCACUCCCUCCCCUCUCUCCUCCCCUGCCUCCUCCCUAUUCCACUCCUCCUCCUCCUCUUCCUCCUCCUCCUCUUCCUCUUCCUCUUCCUCUUCCUCUUCCUCCUCACCAUCUCGCCCCUCCUUCUCCCACGCCCCCUCCUGUUUCUCUCCCAAGGGCCAGAGGAGGAGGAAGAGAGGGAGAAAGGGCGCGCCGACCCCCUCCCUUUGUGAAUGUCUAGACCUGACGCCCCUUCUUGUGCCCGGAAGUAACAGGAGUGCCCGCUACACCCUGAAGAGCGUAGUGAGCUUUGCUGGAGCUGACUCGACUUUGGGAGGGGAUGCCGCGCCCCUCACCUACGUGAAGGGCUCCUGUGGGUCAUGGUGGCGCUAUCCGGAAGGAGGCGCUGUAGGAGAAAGCGCAAGACGAAGAGAUGUGGUGUCUGAAGAAGGUCACCGCGCCAGACUGCUCUUCUAUCAGGCCAUCGAGGACUCUGAAGAAAGCUAGGGAAAGGAUGUACAUUUAGUUAAUCGCAAGAACGGUGUACAUCUUUCAAAAUUGACGAGAAGGGUGUACAUCUUGUCAAUUCGCAAGUUUCUAUAUAUCCUAGCUAAGCAUUCCAUUUUGCAAGACGCAUGUACCUGAUAUAAACAUUGUAUUGUGAUCUUAACCACAUGACUAUUACUGCUAGCAUUAUAUAUGUAUAUGUAACGUUAAGAAAGAUAGCAGCAUUUAUUACUAUCACUACCAUUAGCAUUAUAGCCUUAAGUGUUAUCGUAUCGGGUACGUUGAUUAUCUUGCUAUGUACGAUAUAUAUUUUUUUUCUUCAUGCGAUAGUUUAUUUUUUGUAUGUACGAUAGUUUGUUUUUGGUACGUGCGUUUUUUUUUUUUUUUACAUGAGGUGUUUUUAUGUGCAGUAUGAUAGUUUUAUUAUUAUUAUUAUUAUUAUUAUUAUUAUUAUUAUUAUUAUUAUUAUUAUUAUUAUUAUUAUUAUUAUUAUUAUUAUUAUUAUUAUUUUUAUUAUUAU
This is a messenger RNA of Scylla paramamosain (green mud crab), 2929 nucleotides long. RefSeq lists its product as uncharacterized. The record is from RefSeq and is a predicted model, not a curated record. Lineage: Eukaryota; Metazoa; Arthropoda; Malacostraca; Decapoda; Portunidae. The transcript is spliced from 7 exons. Bases 1 to 2409 code for a protein of 802 amino acids.